AUAUAGGAGAGCGGCCGAGGUCUCUCCCCGCGACAGUAGCAUGCCAUUAAUGUUGUGACGUGUUAUAUUAUAUUUUUUAAAAAAAGGCCCCCCGGUUCUUCGUCAGACGGCUGUCGGGCUGUGAGCGAGUCGCGAGGAAAGACGGCAGACGUAGCAGGUAAUUCCCGGCGCACAGCUGAGCCUCGGCCUAUUCAUUUUCCCUCGCACGAAUAAGUCGACGACGCCCUGUGUGUGUGUGUGCAGCCGGAAGAUAGAGGUUGGAAAACGCUGUUUCGAGGAAGAAACGAUGAUGCAAGAUGAGGAUCUUGGUGGUCCUGCGAGGAAGAACGUAUUCAGUAAGGCAGCUACGAGAAUAUCACAGGUCGGUAAUGUCUAUCAAAGUUGGCUGGACCAGUGGACACCACACGUUGUGUCAAGAUGGGCAUUUGCGAUAUUUUUAAUACUUGUCUUUAUUCUUCGUAUAUUAUUAGCACAGGGUUGGUACAUUAUCACCUAUGCGUUAGGAAUUUAUCAUCUUAACCUAUUUAUAGCAUUUCUUACACCAAAAAAUGAUCCAGCAAUGGAUUUUGACGAUGCGGAUGGGCCACAACUACCUACUAGGUCAAAUGAAGAAUUCAGGCCAUUCAUUCGAAGAUUACCUGAAUUCAAAUUUUGGUAUUCUGUGUGUAAAUCAACUGUUAUCUCUCUGAUAUGUACCAUGUUUGACUUCUUUAAUAUCCCAGUAUUUUGGCCAAUACUUGUGAUGUAUUUUAUUACAUUGAUGUGUAUAACGAUGAGGCGUCAAAUCAAGCACAUGAUAAAAUACAGAUACCUGCCUUUCACACAUGGAAAACCAAAGUACCAGAAUCAUGCGGAUGGUGGAAAAUAAUAGCAAAUGGAAUGAAAAGAAAGUAUGUCUGCUGAUGAUGCAAAAGCGUAUGUGUGCGUAAAUUUCUACAUAUUUCUUAUUCGUUUGUUUAUUUUUGAGAACUGUUUCAAAUUGACUGUAAAUGAAUUUUCGUUUUCUGAAUGACAAUUUGUAUGAGUAGAAUCGCCGUGUUGUUCCAGAAGGUUUUUCUAGCACUUGAAAAAAAGGACAACUAAGAAAAAGUGAAAAAGUGUAGUUAAAAAUCGUUUUGUAAAGUCGACUACUCAGUGCAACGUCAUGUGCGCGAUAUACUUUGAAACUGAAUUGUCUUAAUAUAUUUGUAACAUAAAUCUUGUACAAAGUAUUGUUAGGUCUUACGUAAAUGUGGACAAGGUAACAAUAUGAAAAAAAUAACAGUAAGCAGUUGUUAUAAUGUUGUAUCAAAUUCAAUUGGAAUUAAAAAAAUAAUAAGGGUGAAAAAUCAUAUGAAACUUGUGGAAAACAUCUUUUUUUUUAUUAAUCAUGCAUACGGUGCAUUUAAUUAACAAGAAUCUUUACACAAUUUAAUUAUUGCAAUAUAUUUUUAAUGGACAAAAAAAAAAGAAAAAACGCAUGUCAAAAGUUAAGUUGAGAAUGAUUUUUUUCUGACUUCAAAGAUCUUAUGCUGAUAUGCAUGAACGAGCGCAAGGCUGAUUCGAAAUAGAUUUCGCUCGCUGAUUCAAAUGUGCAUAGUUAGAGUAAAAGCAGACUUUUCCUCCUCGCCAGGCAUUGGCCAUAAAAUGUUUAAGCGCUGAGUUAAUAUCAAAAGACCAAAAGUCCUGGUUAGAAAAUAAAGUAUGAAAUAAUGAAUACAGUGAUUGUUUGGACGGACCAUGUGCAAAAGUCAAUCUAAAUGUAGAUUAAUUGAGAUCAAAGUGUUUUAUGCGUUUCAUUUCAAAUAAUUGUAUUAGCAAUUUCAGUCACCUGCAAUCACUGUCGCUAAAAUUAUUGUUUGGACAAUACUUUUAAUUCAACUAGUAGUUUUGUACUACUUGAUUUAAUCAUUUUUAGCUUUUCCAAUACAAUCAAUUUACAGCGUGAUUUGUAUUAAAAUUUUAUUGUAUCAAGAUUUUUAUCAAUAAAAUAAUUCAUUUAUAGUAUAAAAUAUCUUCUGACCUUGAUUGUAUAUCUUCUAACCAGACAAGGAUCCUUUUGAAAAUUGUCGCGGGUCUGGCAUCGUAUAGAAAUUAACUAUAGAUUCUUGUAAGAUAAAAGUAAGAUUGAAGACCAAAGCAUUUAAUUUUUGUUCAAGGGUUUAGAAUUAUGAAUAAUGAAAAGCCAACAUUUUUAUUCCAAUUAUAUGGACAUUUGUCCCAUACUGACUAUGUCCGACGCAUAACGUCGAUGUCCACAAUUGCGUUUGUUUAUAUACUAAGGACAGAAACAGAAUAAUUGUAUUACUGUAUUAGUCUAUUAAUAUAUAAACUUUUGUCUAUGUAA
Nasonia vitripennis (jewel wasp) is the source of this 2326-nucleotide messenger RNA. Its product is annotated as protein RER1. Gene Ontology annotation, cellular component: Golgi membrane. NCBI's taxonomy places the organism in Eukaryota, Metazoa, Arthropoda, Insecta, Hymenoptera, Pteromalidae. Bases 287 to 868 code for a protein of 193 amino acids. Gene Ontology annotation, biological process: protein retention in ER lumen; retrograde vesicle-mediated transport, Golgi to endoplasmic reticulum. The record is from RefSeq and is a predicted model, not a curated record. The transcript is spliced from 6 exons.